Micromonas pusilla CCMP1545 is the source of this 1163-nucleotide messenger RNA. RefSeq lists its product as uncharacterized. NCBI's taxonomy places the organism in Eukaryota, Viridiplantae, Chlorophyta, Mamiellophyceae, Mamiellales, Mamiellaceae. The transcript has a single exon. The record is from RefSeq and is a predicted model, not a curated record. Bases 161 to 1135 code for a protein of 324 amino acids.
CGCGAUCGACGCGCGCGCACGCAUCACGGCGUCCGUUCCAGCGUUCGGGUACCCCCCGCGUCACGCCCGCGCGCUCGCGUUCCAUCGCGCGUCCCCGCGCGUCCGGUCGAUCGUUCCCUCCCCGCGGAGGAGUAGGAGCGGCGAAAGGGGCGCGACGACGAUGUCGACGCCGGGGCGAAAGGCGUCGAACCCCGGCGCCGCGCCCGGGGGCCCGGUCGGCACCGCCGCGAAGCUCACGGCGAUGGCGUUCACGACGACGAAGACGGUCGCGACCGUCGCCGGGUGCGGCUACGUCGGCGUCUGCGCGCUGCUGUACUUCGUCCAGCGCAAGCUCCAGUACUUCCCGACGAGGGAAGAUUCGCCCGCGGUGCGCACGCUCCCGGAGCCGUGCCGAGACAUCGAAGAGAUCGCGAUCCGGACGUCCGACGGGGAGACGCUCAAGGCGUGGCACUGGCCCGCGCCGUCCAACGGGAAGCACAAGAAGGUCAACGUCCUCCAGCUGCACGGGAACGCGGGCUCGAGGCACAACCGACUGUACUGGGCGCAUCACCUUCGGAACAAGCUCGGAUGCGGCGUCACGCUGCUCGACUACCGCGGCUACGGCGGAAGCACCGGCGUCGUGACCGAACCCGGGAUGAUCAAGGACGGCGUCGCGGGCGUGCAGUGGGCGUCCACGCGCGCCGCGGAGGACGGAUGCAAGCUCGUGCUUCACCUGGAGUCCAUAGGCAGCGGCGCGGGCGUGUGCGCGCUCGGGGCGAUGGCGGACGCGGGGGACGCCGCGGGGAAAACCGUCGCCGGCGUCGUCGCGGAGGGCGGCCUGAGCUCGUGCGUGGAGAUCGCGGAGAAGAUCUUCACGUGGCUGCCGCUGCGGCUGCUGAUGAAGGAUAAGUGGCUGGGCGUGUGUCGCGCCGCGGGGAAGCUGUCGCCGUCGAUGCCGUUUCUGUCGAUUCACGGGGAGAAGGACGAGAUCGUGCCGCUGUGGUGCGGGAAGAAGUUGUUCGCCGCCGUCGCGGGGGAGGAGGGGAAGAACAAAAUAUUCCACGAGGUCCCGCGGGGUGGGCACAACAACCUCAUGGAAAUGCCGGGGUACUUUCCCAAACUGGACGCCUUCUACACGAAGGUCGAGGAGGCGUGACCGGGGUUGUCGUCGCAACUGAUGACGC